CAACAACAGACUCAAGAUUUCUGAAGGAAGCCAAAAUAGUCACCUUAUCUCCUCCAGUUUUCACCAAAACUCCUCAAACCCUGCAAAAACCUCCCCACAAUGACCAUCAAAUUCAGAAGCAACCCAGAAUAAUUUGCAACUUUUUGUUCGAGGAAAAUCCUCCCGUUAGACCUUUAGUCUGUCAUGGAGCUCCAUUCAGCCAUUAAACCUCUAUCAAAUUUACACUCACCACACAACCACACAGCUGACCUCUCGUUUUCAUCUUCAUUUUCCCCUUUCCCCAUCCAAUUACACCUCAAAACUCGCCGUAUUUCAUUCCCCGAUUACCUGAAUUCUCGUAUUUUAGCUGUUGCCACAGACUCCAAAGAACAACUCCCACCAAACAGUCCUCAAAGGCUUCUCAAAGAACUUGCAGAAAGGAAAAAAGUUGUGUCGCCAAAGAAGAAAUAUCCUCCCAAAAGAUUCAUACUCAAACCGCCAUUAGAUGACGCAAAAUUAGCCGAGAGAUUCCUGAAUAGCCCACAAUUAUCGCUCAAGUCAUUCCCUCUAUUGAGUUCUUGCUUGCCUUCUUCAAGACUUAACAAUGCCGAUAGAACCUGGAUCGAUGAGUACCUGCUUGAGGCCAAACAAGCUCUUGGUUAUCCCCUCGAGCCAUCGGAAAACUUUGGAGAUGAUAACCCGGCUAAGCAUUUCGACACUUUAUUGUACUUAGCAUUUCAGCACCCAGUUUGUGAGAGGACUAAAACUAAGCACGUGAGGUCGGGGCAUUCUAGGCUCUCGUUCUUGGGACAAUAUGUUAUUGAAUUGGCACUUUGUGAGUUUUUCUUGCAGAGGUAUCCGAGGGAAUCUCCCGGCCCUAUGCGGGAGAGAGUGUUUGCAUUAAUCGGGAAAAGAUAUCUUCCAAAGUGGAUCAAAGCUGCGAGCUUGCACAAUCUGGUUUUUCCUGCUGAUAAUAUGGAUAAGAUGAACAGAAAGGAAAAGGAGCCACCAGUAAAGUCUGUGUUUUGGGCUUUGUUUGGUGCUAUCUACCUUUGCUUUGGCAUGCCAGAGGUUUACCGUGUUCUUUUUGAAGUAUUUGGAAUGGAUCCGGAUGCAGAAGAUUGUCAGCCUAAAGAAAGGAGGCAGCUUGAAGAUGUGGACUAUGUAUCUGUAGAAUUUGGUGGAAGAAAAUUAAGUUGGCAAGAUAUGGCUGCUUAUAGGCCGCCAGAAGAUGCUCUUUUUGCACAUCCAAGACUUUUCAGGGCCUGUGUUCCACCUGGUAUGCAUCGGUUUCGCGGCAAUGUAUGGGAUUUUGAUAGUAGACCACAAGUCAUGAAAGCACUUGGAUAUCCAUUGACAGUGCCUGACAGAAUUCCUGAAAUCACAGAAGCGAGGAACAUCGAACUUGGGCUUGGUCUACAGCUUGCUUUCUUACAUCCAUCAAAAUACAAGUUCGAGCAUCCACGAUUUUGCUUUGAGAGGCUAGAAUAUCUUGGUCAAAAGAUUCAGGAUCUUGCAAUGGCCGAGAGGUUGCUCAUGAAGCAUCUGGAUGCGCCAGGAAGAUGGAUACAGGAGAGACAUAGACGACUUCUGAUGAACAAGUUCUGCGGCAAGUACUUGAGAGAAAAGUAUCUUCAUCAGUUCAUCAUUUACAGUGAGAAAGUUCAAGAUGCUUUUGAACACAAUAGAAGGCUCAGAAACCCUGCCACUGUUUCGGUUCAACAAGCCAUACAUGGGCUUUCUUAUGCUGUUUAUGGGAAGCCGGACGUGCGACGCCUUAUGUUUGAGGUUUUUGACUUCGAGCAGAUCCAACCUAAACCAGUAGUAAGAUCCUAAAUAUGGUUAGCAUUACUGAAGAUGAAAAAUGCAGCUUCAAUGUUAGUAUGUGUGUGUUGAUUUCCAAAAACGGAGUGGUGUUUAUGAGAAAAUAUCACUUGAAGAAAGAUUUUGAGGGACCAGAAAAGCAAUAUGUACAGAUUUUUUUUUUAUUUGAUGUAGAAUAGUUUGUGCAACAUUGCUACAGAUCUUACCUCCAUCUGAUUAUAAAAUUCUGAUUCGUUUAAUUUCUAAUCUUAAUUAAUCAGGCACCUAGGAUUGUAUUUUAUUUUCAUAAGAUUUGAGAAGAAUAUUUGACUUACUGAUUCUAUCGAUUUUAAAAAAUUCUAUGGAACAUUUUUGAAUAUUGAAUAUGUCAAAUUCCUUCGUUAAAAAGAAAAUUAAAGGGG
Oldenlandia corymbosa var. corymbosa is the source of this 2204-nucleotide messenger RNA. Lineage: Eukaryota; Viridiplantae; Streptophyta; Magnoliopsida; Gentianales; Rubiaceae. The record is from the annotation of a GenBank genome assembly.